AUGUCUUCCAGAUUAGCUUGGUUAACCGAUUUGCAAACCGUCCCAGGUACUUCCGCUAGAAGAACCUCCAUCAUUGGUACCAUUGGUCCAAAGACCAACAACCCAGAGACUUUGGUUGCUUUGAGAAAGGCUGGUUUGAACAUUGUCCGUAUGAACUUCUCUCACGGUUCUUACGAAUACCACCAAUCUGUCAUUGACAACGCUAGAAAGUCUGAAGAAUUGUACCCAGGUAGACCAUUGGCUAUUGCUUUGGACACCAAGGGUCCAGAAAUCAGAACUGGUACUACCACUAACGAGGUCGACUACCCAAUUCCACCAAACCACGAAAUGAUCUUCACCACCGAUGACAAGUACGCUAAGGCUUGUGAUGACAAGACCAUGUACGUUGACUACAAGAACAUCACCAAGGUCAUUGAGGCCGGUAAGAUCAUCUACGUUGAUGAUGGUGUUUUGUCUUUCGAAGUUUUGGAAGUCAUUGACAACCAAACUUUGAAGGUUAAGUCCAUGAACGCUGGUAAGAUCUGCUCUCACAAGGGUGUUAACUUGCCAGGUACCGAUGUCGAUUUGCCAGCUUUGUCUGAAAAGGACAAGAGCGAUUUGAGAUUCGGUGUCAAGAACGGUGUCCACAUGGUCUUCGCUUCUUUCAUCAGAACUGCUCAAGAUGUCUUGACCAUCAGAGAAGUUUUGGGUGAGGAUGGUGCUGACAUCAAGAUCGUCGUUAAGAUUGAAAACCAACAAGGUGUUAACAACUUCGACGAAAUCUUGAAGGUUACUGAUGCCGUUAUGGUUGCCAGAGGUGACUUGGGUAUCGAAAUCCCAGCCCCAGAAGUCUUGGCUGUUCAAAAGAAAUUGAUCGCUAAGUCUAACUUGGCCGGUAAGCCAGUUAUCUGUGCUACUCAAAUGUUGGAAUCUAUGACUUUCAACCCAAGACCAACCAGAGCCGAAGUCUCCGAUGUUGGUAACGCUAUCUUGGACGGUGCUGACUGUGUCAUGUUGUCUGGUGAAACCGCCAAGGGUAACUACCCAAUUAACGCUGUCACCACCAUGGCUGACACUGCUCUAAUCGCUGAACAAGCUAUUGCUUACCUACCAAACUACGAUGACAUGAGAAACCUAACUCCAAAGCCAACUUCUACUUCUGAGACUAUCGCUGCUGCUUCCGUUGCUGCUGUCUUUGAACAAAACGCUAAGGCUAUCAUCGUGUUGUCUACUUCUGGUAACACCCCAAGAUUGGUUUCCAAGUACAGACCAAACUGUCCAAUCAUCUUGGUCUCCAGAAACCCAAGAACUGCUAGAUCUUCUCACUUGAACAGAGGUGUCUUCCCAUUCGUCUACUCCAAGGAGCAAGCUGCUGACUGGUCUGACGAUGUUGAAGCUCGUUUGAACUUCGGUAUUGCACAAGCUAAGUCUUUCGGUUUCUUGAAGGAAGGUGACACCAUUGUUACCAUCCAAGGUUUGAAGCCAGGUGUCGGUCACUCCAACACUCUACGUGUCACUGUUGUGUAA
Torulaspora delbrueckii is the source of this 1506-nucleotide messenger RNA. It is a transcript of the gene PYK2, whose product is annotated as pyruvate kinase PYK2. The record is from RefSeq and is a predicted model, not a curated record. The coding region runs from base 1 to 1506 and encodes 501 amino acids. Lineage: Eukaryota; Fungi; Ascomycota; Saccharomycetes; Saccharomycetales; Saccharomycetaceae. Gene Ontology annotation, molecular function: magnesium ion binding; pyruvate kinase activity; potassium ion binding. The transcript has a single exon. Gene Ontology annotation, biological process: glycolytic process. Gene Ontology annotation, cellular component: cytoplasm.